Magnolia sinica is the source of this 745-nucleotide messenger RNA. RefSeq names its product acyl carrier protein 1, mitochondrial. The record is from RefSeq and is a predicted model, not a curated record. The transcript has 2 exons. Gene Ontology annotation, molecular function: acyl binding; acyl carrier activity. Gene Ontology annotation, cellular component: mitochondrion. Gene Ontology annotation, biological process: fatty acid biosynthetic process. Bases 71 to 442 code for a protein of 123 amino acids. Lineage: Eukaryota; Viridiplantae; Streptophyta; Magnoliopsida; Magnoliales; Magnoliaceae.
CACUGCUCGGGACAAAAUCAGGAGGGAGGGAGGGAGGGAGGGAGAGAGAGAGAGAGAGAGAGGGAGAGAGAUGGCGUGGAGAGGUGCGUUGCUGAGGCACGUUCGCAUCCCUGUCGUUCAAACCCUUGAUCGGACCCCGCUGAGGUGGGCCCAGGCGUGGAAUCGACGGCUGUCGUCACAUGGAGACGAUCAUCUGGACAAGGAAGAAGUGAUCGAGAGAGUACUAUCCGUCGUCAAGAGCUUCCCAAAAGUCGAUCCUUCCAAGGUGACUCCGGAUGUCCAUUUUCAGAAGGAUCUGGGCCUGGAUAGCUUGGACAAUGUCGAGAUAGUAAUGGCUCUUGAGGAGGAGUUCAAGCUGGAGAUUCCGGACAAAGAGGCUGAUAAGAUCGAUUCCUGUAUUCUCGCGAUCGAGUACAUACAUGCCCAUCCGAUGGCUAGUUAGUUCAAGCGAGGCAGUACUCACCUUAGAUUUCCGUCUCAUUUUGUGAUUUCUCAUCUCCUUCUCUGGGACAUCAUGGUCAGGUAAUCUGGUCCUUUUUUUCCCCCAUUGUUUGGAUGGUCGUCGAAACCUGGGUCUUUGUCAUGGAUCAAGAAUAAUCUAAAUCCAUUGAUGAGCUUAGAUUAUGCACAAAUCAAUGGUCUGCUUUUGAUCUAAUGUCUUGGAGUUGUAACCCUAACAUUGUGAGAAAUGGCUUGCUUCUGUGCUGUUGGUUGUGCCCACUGCUCACCCGACAAUUUCAUCUCA